Gigantopelta aegis is the source of this 1155-nucleotide messenger RNA. RefSeq lists its product as uncharacterized. The record is from RefSeq and is a predicted model, not a curated record. Lineage: Eukaryota; Metazoa; Mollusca; Gastropoda; Neomphalida; Peltospiridae. Gene Ontology annotation, biological process: DNA integration. Bases 1 to 1155 code for a protein of 384 amino acids. The transcript has a single exon. Gene Ontology annotation, molecular function: actin binding; nucleic acid binding.
AUGUCUCGGUGGGAAAGGUACCUAGAGUCUAUAUACUACGAUGUAAAACAUCCUGGGAGUUAUGCAGGUCCUAGUAAACUGUAUCAAGCUGUUAAAGCAGAGGGUAAAUUUAAAAUUCCUCUGACAUGGUUGAAAGGUCAAGAGACCUAUACCAUGACACAUCAAGUGAGGCGAAAGUUCCCAUGUAAUACCUAUGUUGUGGAAGGGUUAGACAGUCACUGGCAAUCCGAUCUAAUGGAUAUGGUCAGUUUGGCUAAAUACAAUGACGGGGUGAGAUACCUCAUGGUGAUCAUUGACCUGUUCUCCAGGUACUUGUGGGUGCUACCACUCAAGUCGAAAACGGGGAACGACGUGGUAGAUGCUUUGAUAGAAUUCUGGAAAUUAGAGUCCAGAAAACCCAAAUUGUUUCAGUCCGAUUCAGGGUCAGAAUACAAGAACCAUAAGGUCAAAGCAUUGUUGAAGUCGCAUGGCAUAACGCAGCUGUUUGCUCUAAAUGAAACCAAAGCAAGUUAUGCCGAACGGGUCAUUAAAACCAUCAAAAUGCGUCUCUAUCGCUACAUGUUAAACAACUUUACUUACAAGUACAUGGAUGUCCUAGACAAGGUCGUCUAUAGCUAUAACCACACCAAGCAUCGAAUGUUAGGUCAAACACCAGCCAGUGUCAACCAAACGAACGAAGGAGAGGUCCGUCUGUCUCAGUACCUGAUCAAACCUAAAAAGGCAAUCCACAAAAAGAAGUUUACAUUUAACAUAGGUGAUAAAGUACGAGUCAGUCAUCUUCGGGGCACCUUUGAUCGGGAAUACCAAGAGAAAUGGUCUGGCGAAAUAUUUACCAUUGAGAAAAGGUACUGGUCUCAAGGUAAAGACUUGUACAAAUUAAAGGACUGGGGUGGUGAUGCCAUCGAAGGGACAUUCUAUGCAGCUGAACUUCAAAAGGUGACUGAGAAUCCUGAUAAACUGUACCGUAUCCAAGACAUUGUGAAAAGGAGAACUCGUAACAAACAGAAAGAAGUGUUGGUCAAAUGGCUUCACUGGCCUAAGAAGUACAAUUCGUGGAUAUCACACAGUAUAAAAGACCUCAGCACAUGUUUGACUUUUCAUUAUCAUGGAAGAAAUUGUAGAGACACAACCUCUGUCAAGAAGUCAUUCGGGUGA